AAAUUCUAAUUAUUAACAAAAACUAUAAUGACACUCAAUGACACUCAAUUUACAUUGACCUGAAUGUAAACAUUCAAAUAAUAAUGAAAAACCCUAAAAUGUAAAAAAAAAAAAAAAAUAAUGUAAUAGUUUAAUAAUAAUUAACUGCAUUCUGUCAUUUGAUAAAAACGGAUCUGAUCAUUGAAACCCCAUGAACAGAAUCUUUUGCAGCAACACAGGCGUAUAAUCACUUACUGUCAUAGAAUAGUAAUAUUUACUACAAUGUGGGCUUAAAAACCUGAGAAAAGUCCGCCAAAAAAAGUCUAUAUUUUGCAUUCUUUUCCCAUUUAAUAAAACAUUAAUUGUAACAUAAUAAUAAUAAAUUAAUUCUAUUGUUUUAACAACAGCAACAGCCCCAUUAAUUCUACUACUACUAAUAGUAACAACAACAACAGAAAUUAUUUAUUUAAGAACGCUUCCUGGGUUAAUGGCAGUAAGUAAACAGCAAAAAGUUUAUCAGUUACAUAUUAACUGACACACCUUGAAUCUUAUCGAUCGUGAAAACCUUCCUCAUUGUGGAAACACAGCAGCGUCUGUCAACAGAGGGAGACCAAACUGAUCUGAGAGCGGCUCCAGACCUGCUGUUUGUUUGCGUCAGACAGGAAGAGGAAGUGAGUGAGUGAGUGAGUGGAGGGAGAUUAAAGCGAAAAGGAUGGAUACAGAGCCAUAUAACGCGAUUUAACGCGCCUUUAUUUCAAUGAAAUAGAGUUAAAGGCGAUGGACGAGUUUCCCCAGCUAAUGUGAUCGUGAUCUGGAAAACAGAGACUCGUUAUUAACACGGGUUGGAGGCGUAGAUUGAGGACGUUGGCCGCAUGAUGUUGGACCACGCCGAUGUGAGUUUGACCCCGGAUGAACGGGUGCGAGCCUUGACCAAGAAGGGCAGCGCGGUGGACAUGAAUGAGGCAGUGCCCCUCCGCCGAUACUUCCGCUCGGGCAUGGAGGUGAUCCGCAUGGCCCAUGUGUACGCCGAGGAGGGCAACACAGAGCACGCCUUUGUCCUCUACAACAAAUGCAUCACGCUUUUUAUUGAAAAGCUCCCCAAGCAUCCAGAAUAUAAACUGUCUAAUAUUCCUGAGAAGAAGGAGAAUUUAAGGAAGCUAAAGGAGACCGCUUUUCCUCAAGCAGAGCAGCUGAAGAAACAUUUACUGAGGAGAUAUGAGAAAGAAUAUGCUGAGUUCAUCAGCAAAAAGCGUGCAGAAGAUCAGGCGCUGGAGCGGGAGUUGUCUCGGCAGCGUGAGCUGGAGGCGGAGAGGCGGCGUGUGGCGGACAUGCAGAGGAGGCAGCUGGAGCAGGAGCAGUUCAGCAGGUUUGAGGAGUUGAUCCGGCAGCAGGACCGGCAGCAUAAGAGUCAGCUCGUCCACGAGUUCAACACACCAGCGCCCCUCCAAGACGACACACUGCUCAUUCCUGGGAUCCAGGGUCCCCCUCUGCCCUACCUAGAGUCCCCCACUCCCCCUCAGAGUCCACAGUACCCCUCGGCUAAUCACAGCGCUCCGUCAGCUUCCAGCCCGGCUGUACCCCCGACCUUUGACCGCUCACUUAAACCGGGUCACCUCAGUAACAACACUACAUUGGUCGAUGGUUUACGGCAGAUUGCUGUUCCUGCUGAGCUUUGCGGCAAAUUUCUGCGAUUGGCCAAUAACAACACCAUAAGAGCAGUGGAAACCUGUGGGAUACUCUGUGGGAGACUGAACAGGAACGCAUUCACAGUGACACAUGUGAUUGUGCCGAAGCAGUGUGGAGGUCCAGAUUACUGUGACACAGAGAAUGAAGAGGAGCUGUUUCUGGUGCAGGACCAGUACGACCUCAUCACGCUGGGCUGGAUACAUACUCACCCCACUCAAACAGCCUUCCUGUCCAGCGUUGACCUGCAUACUCACUGCUCAUACCAGAUGAUGCUGCCGGAGUCCAUUGCCAUCGUCUGCUCUCCCAAAUUCAAUGAGACGGGCUACUUCAGGCUGACAGACUACGGCAUGGAGGAGAUCUCAAGCUGCACUCAGAAAGGCUUUCAUCCGCACCCCAAAGAACCUCCUCUUUUUACUGGUGGCAGCCACAUUAGAAUCACAGAAGGCACUGUAUCAAUGCUAGACCUGCGAUGAUCCAUCUCUGAUGUCCACACAGCGGUACCAUGAAGCUUAUUUUUUUAAUCUGUCCUCGCUAACUCCUCUGAUGGACUCGCUCUGGUAUGGCACCAGCUUUCACUGGUGGUGGGUUUCUUCACAGACAGACUCAUCUAAAAUAAGCACUUUUUGGGAAAUAUGAAGACACUAACUGAAGCAGCAUCUUUUAUGACAUCCGUUGGGAGCUCAGGAACACAAACACCUCCACAGGACUGCAGCCCAUCCCUGUUUCAGUUUGAUGAUCUAGUGAGCCAUACGCUAAUGUCUUGUUGCACUCAAAGUUUAUUUAUGCUCUUAGUGACGUCACACACACUAACAUAUCACAUCUGCAGAAACAACAUUAAAGCAAAGGGUUUUAUAAACUACUGAGUAUCUUUGGUAAAAGCUGAACGGGUCACACCUGCAGGGCUGCACCUGUCAUGAAUGCCAGCGAUUAUCAGCUUAAUUCAUUUCUUAUAUAUUUUGUAAAAGCAACUUCAAUUUUGGUAACAAUCAGUCCACGAUGUUGAAUUGUCGGUUCUGAUUGGUUGACAAUAUGAUGGGCCGUUCACACCGAAUACGUUUUUGCAUUUAAAAAUGUGAGACACAGGAGAGUGGAAUAAAAUGCAAGGUUUUUUGAAAGCUAAACUUCUUUUAAUCUGAGAAUCAUGUAUUUAAAACGGUCAUGUGAGACACUGAAAAAGUCACGAGCGCAACGGUAAAAGAGGUGAUACAAGCAUUUCAAAACAUGAGACAGGGCUGUGGGAUGAAAAAAAAAAAAGCAAAGUAUAGAGAUUUUUUUUUAAUUUGAACUACUUUUAACUU
This is a messenger RNA of Sinocyclocheilus rhinocerous, 2963 nucleotides long. It is a transcript of the gene stambpb, whose product is annotated as STAM binding protein b. The record is from RefSeq and is a predicted model, not a curated record. Gene Ontology annotation, molecular function: protein binding; K63-linked deubiquitinase activity; metal-dependent deubiquitinase activity. Gene Ontology annotation, biological process: protein K63-linked deubiquitination. NCBI's taxonomy places the organism in Eukaryota, Metazoa, Chordata, Actinopteri, Cypriniformes, Cyprinidae. Bases 852 to 2138 code for a protein of 428 amino acids. Gene Ontology annotation, cellular component: cleavage furrow; endosome. The transcript is spliced from 10 exons.